AUGUCACCAACAUGUCCACCCAAACCUUCCAAUGCCGGCAUCGAGGGCGAACCCAUCAUCGGCAGGUUCACCUUUCAGCACAUUGUUCACAUCAUAGGCUGGGUAUGCUUUGGCAUCACAGCGAUCUUCUGCUUGGGCCUCUGCAUCCUACACUUCCGCCAAUAUCGAGCACCGAACGAACAACGAAACGUCUUCCGCAUCAUCAUAUUUCCAGUGGUCGCGUCGCUGAUAGCGGUGAUCUCAACUUAUACGUACAGCGCCAGUGGGUACAUCGGGCCUAUUGCCCAACUGUACGAAGCCAUCGCUCUUGCGUCCUUGUUCCUGCUGUAUGUCCAAUACGUGGCCCCUGAAGAAAGCACCCGGGUCGCAUUCUUUCGGGAGCUCGAAUACAAGACGAAGAACGGCUCCGUGAAACCUCUACAGCACUACAAGCUAUUCCGAACCUCCUGGACCAUCAUCUUCUCCUACGUAGUCGUCUACACCAUCCUUAUCAUCGCACAGGAGGUCACAGAGGCAACUGGCGUCUAUUGCAAAACCUCAAACAAGCCCGCCUUUGCUCAUGUCUGGCUCCAAGCCUUUCAACUCAUCACGACCAUCGCAGCAGUCGUGACGGUGAUCCGCUUCCAGCGCCGGUUGAAAGACCACAUGGUCGGCCGCAACGCGCUGCCCAAGCUUCUCAGCUUCAAAUUGUUCAUACUGAUCACGACAAUUCAACAUGUAAAUCUUCCCACCUCUAUCCAUCCUGACCACCAGAACAGAAAUACUGACCAAUUCGGGAUGCAGUUCGUAUUCAGUGUGAUUGGCUCUCACGCCACGGGCAGCAAGAAACUAACAUACGACGACAUCACGAUCGGUUUGCAAUCACUGUUGGUCUGCAUCGAAGCUCUAGCUUGCCAGCUGUCCUUCUACUUCUUCUUCCACGCAAAGGAGUUUGCAGUGAACAAGCACGAGGGAGCCAAGGACGGUGUUGUGUACAGCCCCAUGAAAGCAUUCCUUCAUGCACUCAAUCCCAUGGACUUGAUCCUCGGUAUAGGUCGGGCUUACGGCUUGGUCAGAUUUUGA
Messenger RNA from Exophiala xenobiotica, 1062 nucleotides. RefSeq lists its product as uncharacterized. The record is from RefSeq and is a predicted model, not a curated record. Bases 1 to 1062 code for a protein of 353 amino acids. NCBI's taxonomy places the organism in Eukaryota, Fungi, Ascomycota, Eurotiomycetes, Chaetothyriales, Herpotrichiellaceae. Gene Ontology annotation, molecular function: transporter activity. The transcript is spliced from 3 exons. Gene Ontology annotation, biological process: transport.